UCCAAUCAAGAUCUUUAAUCAUCAUUUUUCUUUUGUGAUGUUUUCUUGUAUACACAAUUCUUUUUAUAAUUAAACAAUCAAAAAAAUGUCGAUUUAGAAAACUAGUUAAAACGAAUGUUUUUUAGUGUUAUUUAUAGAAUUUUAUCAGCAUGUGGAAGUGCCACAAAUGUGGAAAACCCGUUUACUUUGCUGAACGCAAACAAUCAUUGGGUUAUGAUUGGCAUCCGGAGUGUUUACGAUGUGAGGAAUGUGGUAAGCGAUUAAAUCCCGGACAGCAUGCUGAGCACAAAGGUGUUCCGUACUGCCAUGUUCCUUGUUAUGGAGCACUUUUUGGACCACAAUUAUUUGGUCAUGGUACAAGAGUUGAAUCUCAUACUAGUUUCGGAAAAAAAGAACUUCGCUCAACGUUGCCGAGGUCACAUUUGGAGUCGAAACUAAAAGUUUUCAAUCAAUAUUACGAGGGGAAAAGUGGAGGAAUUCGAAGUCGAGAGGUGAAUGGACGAUUAAUUUUGGAAGGCGCAUUGAGAAUUUAUUGGGGCGUUCGCGGUGUAAUUCACUUAAAGGAAGAUGAUGAUCAACGAACGGUUGUUACUGCCAGACAUAGAAAUUCUUGCAGACGAAGUGUUACUGACGAGGUCGAUAAAGGUGAAAUAAUCGACACAACAAAGAAUUCGCCAACAGUUGAAAAUCACAUAGAAAGUGAAACCGAAUCAGUUCCCCCGUCUCCCGAUCAUUUAAAAAGUUUAACUCUACCAAUGAAAUUGGAAGUUAAAACUUCAAAUUGGGACGAGCUCGACGAACUUCUCCAGGUUGAACGCAAAGUCGAGGAGGGAAAUAAACUUUAUCAAACAAUGCCAGAAAGUUUACCGUCAAUAAGUUCACAUUCCAGUAAUGAAUUAACACCGCCGCAAUCGUUGAAAAAUGGUUCGAUAACGAAUAGUCCAAAUAAUAAUAAAAUUGGAAAGGGAAGUGAGAGUAGUGUGAGUAGUACACCAACGCACAGUGUCGACAGUUCUUCCAGUAAUGAUACUCCAAUUUAUCAUGGAACACCAAAUAAAAAUGGCACACUACGACGAGUCGAGUACUUUGAUAGUUUAGAGAAAAGUAUAGCGAGUAAUCGAUCGAUUGAGAGUGAUGAAAGUUGGAUUGAGAAGGGAUUAAAUCGAUCGAUGUCUGGACCCGAUUGUUUACAAAGGCAUCGCAAUGACAGUGAUAAUGAUUCAGUGAAUUCAUUGCAGUUUCGUGACGAUGAUAAUAUGACAAUGUCCACUGACAGUGGAUUAGAGUUGGACGGAGUUGUUCUGCGUCGGAAACAAGGAUCAACGGCAAUAAGACGUCGACCUGGUGGAAGACGUCAAUCGCGUAAUCGAUUGCGACGACGUUGCUCGAUUAAUGGACAUUUUUAUAAUCGUGAAACGAGCUUCUUCACUCCGCCACAUGGAUCACAAAUGUCCGUUUGGGUCACUAGUCUCGUAAGCACUCAGGAAGUUAUCAAUUUAAUGCUUGACAAAUAUAAAGUCGAUGCGAAACCUGAUAAUUUUGCUCUCUUUGUUAUUCGUGAUAAUGGAGAACAACGAAGACUGCGAGAAGAUGAAUAUCCAUUGGAAGUAAGAGUCGUUUUGGGACCUCAUGAAAAUAUUGCUCGUCUAUUUCUUGUCGAUAAACUCUCGACACCUGAAAUAAGUUCAGAUGUCGCACAAUUUUUGAAUCUCUCUCUCGCCGAAUGUCAAGGAAUAUUAAAACGUUAUCAUCAUGAGGAGGAAAGACAUAUAUUGCUCCUUAAAGAAAAAUACAAGGAGAUGCGUCGAAGAAUAAAACAAAGAAUGGAAGAUCUGAAGGUUCGUUUAUAAGAAAAAAAUUUCGAUUGUCGUUGAACGAUACACGGUAUGAAAUAUUUGAAUUUUUUUUUUAAUAUUUAGUUUAAAUAAUUCAGACUCGAAAAUAAUUAUUUAAUUAUAAUAUUAUUGAAUAAUUAUUUAAUAAUCAACUUCUAAAUAAUGAAUUAUCAAA
Messenger RNA from Leptopilina heterotoma, 2010 nucleotides. RefSeq lists its product as uncharacterized. The transcript is spliced from 10 exons. Bases 150 to 1850 code for a protein of 566 amino acids. The record is from RefSeq and is a predicted model, not a curated record. Gene Ontology annotation, biological process: signal transduction. Lineage: Eukaryota; Metazoa; Arthropoda; Insecta; Hymenoptera; Figitidae.